This is a messenger RNA of Endocarpon pusillum Z07020, 774 nucleotides long. RefSeq lists its product as uncharacterized. Bases 1 to 774 code for a protein of 257 amino acids. The transcript has 3 exons. NCBI's taxonomy places the organism in Eukaryota, Fungi, Ascomycota, Eurotiomycetes, Verrucariales, Verrucariaceae. The record is from RefSeq and is a predicted model, not a curated record.
AUGGCUUGUGAGGAGCCAACUUUCAGACCUGGUCUCAUUGUCGUGGAUUUUCAGAAUGACUUCUGUCCACCUGACGGAUCCUUGGCCGUUCCUGGAGGCCGUGAUCUUGCCCCAUUGAUCAAUUCACUUAUCUCUUUGCCGGGAUUUGUCAUCAAGAUUGCUACACAAGACUUUCAUCCAGCUAAUCAUAUUUCUUUCGCGACCAACCACCCUCCACCAAACAAUGAACCUUUCGAAAGCUUCAUCGAAUUGAAGAACUGGGUUGUUGGCAGAGAAGAUGAGAAAGUGAAGCAAAGACUUUGGCCUCCUCACUGCGUGCAAGGCACCAAAGGAGCCGCCUUUAGCGAUGAUUUUCAGCAGGAGAGAGUUGACGUUGUUGUUCAGAAGGGUAUGAACGAAAAGAGCGAGAUGUAUUCUGUCUUCGCUGAUGCCUUCGGCAACUUCAAUUGUGAGGGGAGAGGGGUGAGUCAUAAUGUGGUUGACCUCCUCAACGACAAAGCGGUCUCUAGCCUCUUCAUUGUUGGUCUGGCAGGUGAUUACUGCGUCAGAUACACGGCUCUGGACGCUGUGAAGGCAGGAUUUGCUGUCUAUGUUGUUGAAGAAGGCACCAAGUGCGUUGACCUCGAGCAAGGCUGGGCUGACGCUGUUCGAGCUUUCAAACUAUCUGGCGUCAAUGUCGUGCAGGCGGAUGGUCCUGAGAUCAGCAAGGCUCUAUUUUCUCAGGUUCGUGGUGCUCCGGAGCUUGCUCAAUAUCUCUGGACUCUCCCGUUCUGA